This is a messenger RNA of Vitrella brassicaformis, 442 nucleotides long. NCBI's taxonomy places the organism in Eukaryota, Vitrellaceae. The record is from the annotation of a GenBank genome assembly.
CAUCCAUCCAUCCAUCCAUCCCAUGUAAGGCAGCCCGAUAGACAGCGCAUGUGUGUGGUUAUAGCGCUGCAUGCAUAUCAUUUCUCCGCCUCCUGUGGCUCCCGUUUGACCGUCACGUCCGCGGCAGCGGUCAGGUCAAUCACCUCGGGCUGCUUCCCCUUCAUCUGCCGGCGAUACCGCCGCAUCUUCCCCCACGCCUGCCGGGCCAGCUGCCGGGCCUUGACCUUCUCCAGCGCCUGCAGGGGACAGAGACAUGCGUACUUACAUGCAGUUGGUUGCAGCGCCCAGUGGCAUCCACUCACCUUGGUGAUGCGCUUGUCCAGGCACCCAACCUGCUUCAUGUACUUGUGAAAGUUGCUCUGCUCCAUCCAGCAUCGGAUGUCAGGCGUCCCAAUGAGGCCCCUGCUACGACGCCCCAUCGCAGCAACCGCCUCAAUCACCA